AUUGUUGACGCAAUCGAACAGAACUUGAACGUAAUUAAACAGAAUUUACGAUAAAAUUAAAAUAAUUUGAUGAGAUAAAUUAAAGUAAAUCUGAAUUACCGACCGAGCUGUUGUACUAUCAGGUACCCCGAAUAUAUUUCGAAUGUGCAGAUGGCGCGGAUGAAAAUCUCUGAGCGCGAAUUUCGAAAUGCAACUCAUUUGCGGAAAUUUGUAUAUUAAUUUUUGACAGCUGCAAAUCAGUAUUUGCAGAAUGACGAAGCUCCAGUUUUAUUAAUUAUUGAUUUCCAAGUGAAAUAUUAUUACACGAGGUUCCUCGAAUAAUCGAUAUUCUCAAGUGCAGAAAGCACUAAUGCGUUUAAUAGGUAACGAAUAGCGUUGACUCGGCGUCGAUCUAACCUUUGCGUGACAAGUCAUACACGACAUCGAGUGCUAAAUUAACAACAAUUAGUUACGGCAGAGAGAAGCGGGGAGUCCAGGAGGCUUCUCUCUGCUUCAAUUUGUAAUGCAAAUCGGGAAUGCUUUUUAUCUUUGCGUGUAAUUGGCAUGUGGCAUUGCAAUGAGAUGUUUUGCUGCAGCAUGUAACUCUCCACGUCUCCACCCACGACACGCAUCGGAAAGAAGCGAAUAAAUUUUACACACCAGGUGUCGGACUUUCAUAGAUACUUUAGUCAGUCAGCCAACAAGCAUCUCACCUCAUGUUGCAUAGAAAGAUGGAGCGGACCUCCAGAUUUGUGGAUAUGCUGAAGGAAAGGCGAAAGGAUUGCGAUUUUUUCUGGGUAACGCGUCCCAUGGAUCCGUUGGUACCGCACAUACUGCCGCCGGAGUCGCUUUACAGCAGGGAUCAAGUGAUAGAGUCCGUACUGCUCGACGCACAGGUCAGGGCUGCAAUUGAUACGAUAGUGCAGACAACAGGUGCUUCGCUUCAGGAUGUGGAGAAGAGCGCACGGAUUAUGAUAAACGAGAUGGCUAGUAAAGCGGACUUGGCGACGGUUCGGUGGCUAGGUAUUUUUAUCACGAAAGCCAUGAAGAGGAUGUUCUCAAAAAUUUACAUAAACGACGCCAUUCUGCAUAAUUUGAAGAGGGAAACGCAGAUAUCUCAAGUGCAGUACAUCUACGUGCCGUCUCACAGAAGUUACUUCGACUUCAUUCUGCUGUCGUACAUCCUGUUCUCCCACGACAUGGCACUACCGAACAUCGCCGCUGGCAUGGAUUUUUAUAACAUGAAGAUAGUGGGCGAGCUGUUGCGGAAAACCGGGGCGUUUUAUAUACGGCGCAGCUUCUCGAACGAUUUGCUGUACAAGCAGAUCUUCCGGGCGUACAUCAGUACCAUUGUCAGUCACAGUAACAGGGCGAUUGAGUUUUUCGUUGAGGGUACCCGGAGUCGCAGUCAGAAGAGUACAGUGCCCAAGUAUGGCCUGCUGUCCAUCAUCUUGGAAAGUGUGCUUCAAGGCGACGUGCCUGACAUACGUUUCGUACCUAUGAGCAUCAGCUACGAGCGGCCACCGGAGGAGCUGUUGUUCGUUUACGAGCUGCUGGGAAUCCCGAAGCCGAAGGAGAGCACAAGCGGGCUCUUCCGGUCUCUCUCGAUACUGCGGAAGCCCUUCUCCCACGGCCGCAUCUUCUUCAACAUCGGGGAACCGAUCUCGGCUUGCCGAUUCAUCGACACGGCGCACCGCAGAAGGAAGGUCAUGCAUCCUUCCUUCAAAGUUCCGCCGUCGAUCGUCGAGGAUAUCGGUUAUCUCAUAAUAGAUUCGCACAAGAGGAAUACUGUACUUAUGCCGAUCAACAUCGUCGCGCUGCUGCUCAAUGAGAGAAUCCAGACGCGGCCGAACGAGCCGUACACGCUCGACUCGUUGAGCACGGACUACCAAUAUGUCAAAGGCUUUAUUACCCAGUCGCUGAAAGCGUCGAUGUGGGAAACCGAAACCAACGACGUCAGUAGGAUCAAGCAGGAGAUAUUGGAAUCUCUAAAGCCGCACAACGAAUUACUUACGUUCGAUUCAUCGAAUACACUAAGAGUCAGGCAAAGACAUAGCGGAACUGCAUUGAAUCGUUCGACGAGGGUCAAGGGUCACGCUCUGUCGGAGCAAACCAUGUUCGUAGCAGUACCCGCCAUCAAUAUCGCGAUCUACGUCAAUCCGACGCUCACUUUCCUGGCGAAGACAGCACUCGUCGCCGCGACAGUGGAAGAGAGCGGCACUCGAGCCGACGUACUUUUGGAACGAUACGAAUUACUGAGAAGAUUACUCAGCACAGAGUUCGUACUGCGUCCGAUCGAGGAUAAGAGCCUGCUAAGGGCCGAAUGGGAGAGUUCGUUGAACAUAUUGCUGGCCGAAGGCUGCCUACGCAGGACGAAGGAUUUGGUGUUUCCGGGCAACAAUACAGGGCUGUUCUCCAUGUUGCACAACGUUGUAUUACCCUUCGUGGACGUUGUGUACGUGAUGUGCAGGCUGUUAUUCGAGUGGACGGAAAAACCAGUGAUCGAGCUGACGGAUCGGGCGGUUCUGGUCGAGAUGCAGAAGGAGGUGGAGAGACUAAUGCUGGAGAACAAAGAGUGGUGCCGACAUCCGUACUGCCUGUCCCUUGAUCUCUAUAGCGCAACAUGGUCGAAUUUACUGUCGCAAGGUGUUGCCGUCGCGCAGGAACGUGGCAAUACGUAUCGUACGGAGAAAGCGAAGCUGGCGCAUCUCAUCGGUGCAUUACGCGAAUUGCCGCUGCGACAUCCCGCGGGAAGCUACGUCGAUGCGCUCCCUUCAAUUAUUUCAAUACCGCCGAUGAACAUGCAGGCUAAAUUAUAACGGCUGUUUAUCACGAAACGGUGGAUGGUUGGAUGCGCGCUGGUUCUAGUGAUGGUAAUAAUAGCACUAAUUAAUAGCAAUAGUUAAUUUCUACUUUAAGGUAUGACGCGUGCGUCGUGUGUCGUUAAUGUGUACAUUCCAUUUUUUCGCAUCGUAAUUUAUAUACGGGUAAAGUGGAAAAAAAUCGCGAGAAGAGAAAUCGCGGUGAGAAGAUAACGUAUUCAAAAGUC
Molecule: messenger RNA, 3028 nt
Organism: Ooceraea biroi (clonal raider ant)
Lineage: Eukaryota; Metazoa; Arthropoda; Insecta; Hymenoptera; Formicidae
Gene: Dhap-at
Product: dihydroxyacetone phosphate acyltransferase
Biological process (GO): phospholipid biosynthetic process; ether lipid biosynthetic process; fatty acid metabolic process
Cellular component (GO): mitochondrial membrane; peroxisomal membrane
Molecular function (GO): glycerone-phosphate O-acyltransferase activity; glycerol-3-phosphate O-acyltransferase activity
Source: RefSeq, a predicted model, not a curated record